Chanos chanos (milkfish) is the source of this 1056-nucleotide messenger RNA. It is a transcript of the gene galr1a, whose product is annotated as galanin receptor 1a. The record is from RefSeq and is a predicted model, not a curated record. The transcript is spliced from 3 exons. NCBI's taxonomy places the organism in Eukaryota, Metazoa, Chordata, Actinopteri, Gonorynchiformes, Chanidae. Gene Ontology annotation, biological process: G protein-coupled receptor signaling pathway; negative regulation of adenylate cyclase activity; positive regulation of cytosolic calcium ion concentration. Gene Ontology annotation, cellular component: plasma membrane. Gene Ontology annotation, molecular function: galanin receptor activity. Bases 1 to 1056 code for a protein of 351 amino acids.
AUGGACAUCCCAGUUGAAAUAAAUAACAAAAGCAACAUUGUCAUAUCUGGCAACCUGAUAGAUAGGGAAGAACAGCUGAAACCGCUGUUUGGGAUUGGCGCUGAUAAUUUAAUUACGCUUCUAAUUUUCGGACUAAUUUUUACCCUCGGAGUGCUAGGGAAUGCAUUAGUGAUCACAGUUCUGGCUCGUCGUAAACCCGGACAGCAUCGGAGUACUACUAAUAUCUUCAUUCUCAAUCUUAGCGUUGCAGACUUGUCUUAUCUUCUGUUCUGCAUCCCCUUUCAAUCCACGGUUUACAUGUUACCAACAUGGGUCCUUGGAGAAUUUAUUUGUAAAUUCAUCCACUACUUUUUCACGGUGUCCAUGUUGGUUAGUAUUUUCACUUUAUCAGCUAUGUCGGUGGAUCGGUACAUCGCUAUAGUUCACAGCAGAAAGUCCUCCUCCAUACGUGUGGCAAAGCAUGCUGUCAUCGGAGUGAUGGUGAUUUGGAUACUCUCCUUUGCCAUGGCUGCGCCGGUUGCCUACUAUCAAAGCAUCGUCGAGAGCGAGGAUAACAGCACGUUUUGCUGGGAAGUGUGGCCUGACCACAACAAAAAAAAUAUUUAUGUUGUUUGUACAUUUGUUUUCGGAUACGUUCUACCUCUGAUUUUGAUUUCAUUCUGUUAUUCAAAAGUUUUGAAUCAUUUGCACAAAAAACUCAAAAACAUUUCAAAAAAGUCUGAGACGUCCAAAAAGAAGACUGCGCAAACAGUCUUUGUUGUGGUGGUAGUCUUCUGCUUGUCAUGGCUGCCCCAUCAUGUGGUCCACCUGUGGGUGGAGUUUGGUUCUUUCCCCCUGAACCAGGCAUCAUUCGUGUUCCGUGUUACUGCUCAUUGUUUGGCUUACAGUAACUCCUCUGUCAACCCCAUCAUCUACGCCUUCCUCUCAGAGAACUUCCGACAGGCUUACAAGCAGGUGUUCCAGUGCCAGGUGGCCACCGAGUACCCCAUGACUGAUGGAAGAGAGAUGCGGAGUAAACUGGAGAUUGCAGCCUCAACUAACUGCACGACAAUUUAA